AACUGUCUACCAUAUGUCAAUGAAACAAAACUAUUCACAAUUUCACAUUCACAUUGCCUGGCUGUACGUUUGUCAAAAGGAAAACAUCUUAAACUAAAAUUAUGAACUAGUCCUUGUACUACAUAAAAUACAAUAAAUACACGAAAUUUAAAUCAUACGUCGCUAAGCCUUUAACAGAGCAACACGUCUAAACAUUUCAAACAGUAUUUGUUCGGCAAUAUCUUUUUAAAAAUGUCGCAAGCCCGCUUCGCAUCGUGUAUUCCUUUGCCGAUAGAACAGAAGAACUUGGUGAACGUAAUAGAAAAAGCGAAGGACUGGGCUUUAAUGCACGGAGUGGCGAUGCGAGACAAGAAACACUUCAAUAAAGAUGUGAUCCAGGUUGCACCAUUUGUGUUGUUGCCUUCACCAUUCCCUAAGUGCGAGUUUGAGAAGGCUGUGGAACUACAACCAGUGUUGAACGAACUAAUGCAUAAGGUGGCGCAUAACGAUGAAUUCUUGGAGCAUACACUGCAGAAUGCACUGCAAGUGGACGAGUUUACAAGGAGCCUUUAUGACAUUUGGGUCAAAGUGCGAAACGAGGGAAUCACUCAGCCGAUAUCAUUAGGCAUGCUGCGGUCGGACAUCAUGCUGGAAUCCAGAUGCCCCCACACGGAGAACCAGUGUGCUAAACACACACCAUACUGCUCCUGGAAGCAGGUGGAAAUCAACAGCAUCGCGUCAGGGUUCGGGCACCUGGGACCCUCGAUCAGCCUCGGUCUCUUCCGCUCCGAUUACCUGAUGCACAACGAGGACAGUAACAGUAUCAAGCAAGUGGAGUUUAACACGGUGGCCUCAAGCUUUGGAGCCAUGACGUCGUAUCUGCCAACAAUGUCUCGUUACAUCCUGCGACAGCUGGGACAUCCCGAUUUGAUCAAAAAUAUGCCAGAAAACAAAGCGCUAUCGGGCCUAUGUUCCGGGAUCACAGACGCUUACGACCUGUUCGGCGUGCCGAAUGCAGUCAUCCUGUUCGUAGUCGAAGAAGUUUCAUACAACAUCUGCGACCAAAGAUUCCAUGAAUUUGAAAUUGCUGAGAAACGGCCCGAUAUUAUGAUUCACAGAAAAACACUGAACGAGAUUUAUGAAGAGACCACUUUGAAUGACAAGAAGCAGCUUAUUUUGGAUGGCCGUGCAGUUGCGGUGGCGUAUUAUCGCUCUGGGUACGAGCCUGCACAAUAUCCUUCGCAAAGAGAGUGGGACGCCAGACUUCGUGUCGAGAGAUCUACAGCCAUAAAAUGCCCGUCGAUCCAGUACCAGUUAGCCGGUACCAAGAAGGUACAACAAGCGUUAGCGGCGCCGGGCGUCUUGGAACAAUUCAUGGGCGCCGGAGCGACCACCAACAGAGUGAGAGAUAUAUUCACUGGACUCUACUCUCUGGACUUCGACGAGAGUGGGGAGAGAGCCGUCGAAAUGGGCCUUAAGGAUGCCGAAAAGUUCGUGCUGAAGCCGCAGCGCGAGGGCGGCGGACACAACGUGUACGGCGCCGACGUGCGCGACGCGCUGCUGCGCAUGCGCCACUCCCGCGAGCGAGCCGCAUACAUACUCAUGGAGAGGAUCGUGCCGCCACUGGUGUCAGGCUACGUGAUUCGUCCGGGCGCGACGAUACCGCCCCCAGUCGUCGACUUGGUUUCAGAGCUCGGCAUAUUUGGAGUUAUCAUUGGGACAAAAGACAAAGUAUUCCACAACAGGCAAGUUGGUCACAUGUUACGCACGAAGUUAGCCGACGCCAACGAGGGCGGAGUCGCCGCCGGCCUCGGAGCCCUAGAUUCACCAUUCUUAAUAGAUGUGUAGUACGAAACACCAAACUGUUAAACGGACUAUACUCAUUUACACGAAUAUUAAUUUGAGUUUUACUUUAAUUACAGGUCUUAUUGUUAAGUAACUUUGCCGGUCUGAAGUUGGCUAGCAUUCAAUUCACGAUGUGGUAAUACAUUUUGACUAUCUCAUACAGCGUUCCCAAUAUUUUAUCUAUUUGUUGAUUUGCUUAAUACCGAUAGAAUUUGACAUGAGCCCCAUGCGAGUAAUAUCGAAUUCCUAUCUUUAGUAAGCAAAUCAACAGUUGGUUUUAUAAGAAGAUUGCGAACGGCAGUUAGUGAAUAAUAGCCAACUUCAUAUUGUUAUUUGACAAGGCCUGUUUUUUUUUUUAUCAAAUCAUUGAAAUUAUCUGACAGAUGAAUAUAGAGACAUUUUUUAUGUGGUUAAAUCUGCUGUUAAAAAUAUAUUAAGGGCUCACAACACUGCUCAUUUAAUAUAAUUACCGUUAAAUGUAUUUGAGUAUUUAUUUUGUCUAUUGCGAUCUUUGAAGACGCUGGAAACCAAAUGACUAAAUAAAAAAAGAUCCCGACGAACUGAAAACCUUUUUGGAAGUCGGUUUAAAAAUAUAUAGUUCGCGGAGUUUUUAUUUAUUGAGCUGUGGUAGUAACCCUUAGUGAUGCUCCUAACAAGACAAAAUAUCGAUAAAUCGAUAAAUCGAUAAAUGAGUAUAGUCCCCUCGAGUCAUGAUUGCAGGACAAUAUUUAAUGACUAAAUUAUGAGUGUUUUUUUCUUAUAUAUAUAUUUAAAUAAAAUGUUGAUAUAAUUAAGGCGUGAAUGAACGUGAUACUCGCACAAGUUUUUUUUAACGGAACAAUGCACUUUCAAUGCCUUUAAUAAAUACUUUUUGACUUCACUUUUUUCCAGCCAAUGUAACAUGAAAUUGGUUAUUUUACUCAUGUUCAUUACAUUAGUUUAAAAAUCAAUAUGUACCGUAUUUUAAAAACACAUUCUUUUUUAAGAUUUUUAAUUUCUUCAACCAUUGUGCAAACAUCAUUAGAAUAAAUUGUAUAAUACGUGAGUUAAGACACUUGUGAUAUCUUGCACUUAGACUACGUAAUUUUUUACUGUAAUAAUAUAACUUUUAUUCAUAGAUUUUAAUAUGAUGUCAAGAAAACAAAAAAACUUGAUUUUAUUUAAUUAUUAUUGAUUAAUCCAAAUACUUGUAAAAAAAAACCCGUAAACAGUAUAUUGAUUGAAUAGUCAACUGUAGAAAAUUAUUUUUCCAUAUUUUUUCUGCCAAAAAUUUACAAUGCCUCCGAGCCUUUUUCCCAAACUAUGUUGGGGUCGGCUUCCAGUCUAACCGGAUGUAGCUGAGUACCAGUGCUUUACAAGGAGCGACUGCCCUGCCUGACCUCCUCAACCCAGUUACCCGGGCAACCCAAUACCCCUUGGUUAGACUGGUGUCAGACUUACUGGCUUCUGACUACCCGUAACGACUGCCAAGGAUGUUUAAUGACAGCCGGGACCUACAGUUUAACGUGCCAUCCGAAACACAGUCAUUGGUGUCUAAGAUAUACUUAGAAAGUACAUACAAACUUAGAAAAGUUGCAUUGGUACUUGCCUGACCUGGAAUCGAACCCGCGCCCUCAUACUCUAUAUUUAUAAUGAACAAUAAAAUUAUGUUUUUAAAACCAAGAAGAACGCCUAUCAAUGAUAAGCUGGCAAUCUAACAUUAGAAACUUGUUUUGUGCAAUAAAUUAAUAUUAUCAUGAAUUAUAUUUAAAAAUGACGAAUUAUUAAGUUCCUUCGCCAUAUAUUAUAUUGUUAAAUAACGAAUUGAUUAUUAUUUUGUAUUGACAUUCCGUAUUAUUUUGGCUCGCAUUUACGAAUACGAAUGAAAUCGCUCGAUGUAUUUAAAGUCCAAUUUUUGAAUUUAUUUCUAUUACGUAACACCUCUUUAGUAGCAUUUAUCGAAAUCUUGCAUUGGAGGAUUUCAUUAAACUACUGUCGAGUUACUUCUCAACAAAUUUUAAUCUGUAUUCUUCAGUAGGAAAGAACAAAACCGAUCGACCUUAAGUAACUCGAUUGUAAAAAGGUAAUAAUAUAAUCUAUUUUUAAGAAAGACUGUGAGACGAUACCUGCAAUCAGCAUCGAAAAUAAUUAUAUCGAAGGAAAUAUUAAUCGGAAAAUUCUUUUUCACUGAUAAAUAAUUUCUAUAUACCUACUCACCGCAGCGUUCUUUGCGCCUUGAACAAAAAGCCUAGGCCAAUUAUUAUCUCGAAGUUAGUUGCAAGUAUCCGUCGAUCAGUGGUGCUGAGCGAAACGCGUAGAUAUAAUACUUUAGAUGUUUUUAAUAACUUACACGAAAUAUAAGCAGUUGACUUAA
Helicoverpa armigera (cotton bollworm) is the source of this 4177-nucleotide messenger RNA. RefSeq names its product glutathione synthetase. Gene Ontology annotation, biological process: glutathione biosynthetic process. Bases 232 to 1827 code for a protein of 531 amino acids. The record is from RefSeq and is a predicted model, not a curated record. The transcript has 13 exons. Gene Ontology annotation, molecular function: ATP binding; glutathione binding; glutathione synthase activity. Gene Ontology annotation, cellular component: cytosol. NCBI's taxonomy places the organism in Eukaryota, Metazoa, Arthropoda, Insecta, Lepidoptera, Noctuidae.